CGGCGGCCCGGGAGGCUCACAGUAAAGGUGCUAAGAAAGAGAAUGUAAGACAGGAAGAUAAUUAAAUAUUUUUACUGAGUCUCUUCGGCAGGCCACCUUUAAGAGAGGUCUCGGACGCCCGUCGCCAGUGACUGGAGCACAAUGGAUCCCCCAGGGCCACUAGACGCUGAGGAUGAGCUGGGGCCAUUAGCCCAUCUUGCCCCAAGUCCUCAAAGUGAAGCUGUUGCCCACGAAUUCCAGGAGCUGUCCUUGCAGCCCAGCCAGCACCUGCCCCCUCUGAAUGAGAGGAAGAACGUGCUCCAGCUGAGACUGCAGCAAAGGAGGACAAGGGAGCAACUGGUGGACCAGGGCAUCAUGCCACCUUUGAAGAGCCCAGCUGCAUUCCAUGAGCAGAUAAAAAGCUUGGAACGAGCCAGAACUGAAAACUUUUUGAAGCAUAAGAUUCGGAGCCGACCAGAUCGUUCUGAACUUGUCAGGAUGCAUAUUUUGGAAGAGACAUUUGCAGAGCCGUCCUUGCAGGCCACUCAGAUGAAGCUGAAAAGAGCUCGACUAGCUGAUGAUCUGAAUGAAAAGAUUGCUCAAAGACCUGGUCCUAUGGAGCUGGUAGAGAAAAACAUCCUUCCCGUAGACUCCAGUGUUAAGGAAGCAAUUAUAGGCGUUGGGAAGGAGGACUAUCCUCAGACUCAGGGCGAUUUCUCAUUUGACGAAGACAGCAGUGAUGCCUUGUCUCCAGACCAGCCAGCCAGCCAGGAGUCACAGGGGUCAGCCGCGUCCCCAAGUGAGCCAAAAGUUAGCGAAUCUCCGUCUCCUGUGACUACAAACACUCCAGCCCAGUUUACUUCAGUGUCCCCAGCAGUUCCUGAAUUCUUGAAAACUCCUACUGCGGAUCAGCCCCCCACCAGGUCCACAGCUCCUGUCAUCCCCACGAACACUGUGUCCUCAGCAAAGCCUGUGCCAGCGCUGGUAAAGCAAAGCCAUCCCAAGAAUCCCAACGACAAACACCGCAGCAAGAAGUGCAAAGACCCCAAGCCCCGGGUAAAGAAGCUGAAGUACCACCAGUACAUCCCCCCCGAUCAGAAAGGGGAGAAGAACGAGCCGCAGAUGGACUCCAACUACGCCCGGCUGCUUCAGCAGCAGCAGCUCUUCCUGCAGCUGCAGAUCCUGAGCCAACAGCAACAGCACUACAACUACCAGACCAUCCUGCCGGCGCCACUCAAGCCACUCAACGACAAAAAUAACAACAGUGGGAAUUCGGCUCUGAACAAUACCACACCUAACCCUCCAAGACAGAAUACAUCUGCUCCUGUGAGAAAGCCGGGACCUCUGCCUUCUAGCUUGGAUGACUUAAAGGUUUCGGAACUGAAGACAGAACUGAAGCUAAGGGGUCUUCCGGUGUCAGGCACCAAACCGGACCUCAUCGAGCGCCUGAAACCCUACCAGGAAAUGAACAGCAGCGGCGUCGCGGCGGGGGGUGUCCUGGCGGUCCCCGCGUCCGCCAUAGUCACCAGUAGCCCCGACGUCACCGUGGCCCUGCCCGUCACAACACUGCACAACCCCGUGACGAGCUCAGGCUCCUCCUUCAAGGCAGAAGUGCCGCCGGCCGGCACCGGCACCGUUGCCCACGCCGAGACCGUCAGCUCCCCUCUGCCCAUCUCGCCGUCCCCCUCCGAACAGUCCAGUCUCGGGACCGAGGACACUCUCACCGAGAUUAUGACCAUGAUGUCGCCGGCGCAGUUCCUGUGCUCGUCCCCUCUGCGAGUCACGGGCCCCGACGACAGCCCAAGCCCCACCAGCAGCACGCUGUCGAGUCUGGAACUGGACGCGGCUGAGAAGGACCGCAAGCUGCAGGAGAAGGAGAAGCAGAUCGAGGAGCUCAAGAGGAAACUGGAACAAGAGCAGAAGCUCGUGGAGGUUCUGAAAAUGCAGCUCGAGGUGGAGAAGCGAGGGCAGCGGCAGCCUCCGCCGAUGGAGACGCAGGUCGGCGCCGUGGCCGGCCCGGCAGCCAAGUUAGACCAGAAGCUCGGCGGCGGCUCCGUCAAGGACGAGACCUUGCCCAGCGACUGCUCCGCCCCCAGGCAGCCGGGCCCGCCGGCCGGCCAGCCCCUGGCGACGGGGGGCCAGGCCCUGGCGGCCAAAAAGGCGGUGGUGAUCAAGCAGGAGGUCCCCGGGGCGCAGGCGGAGCCGCAGAGUGUGGUGCCGCAGUUUUACGUGAGUUCGCAGGGACAGCCACCGCCUGCCCUUGUCGCUCGGCCUCAGGCUUUACUGACCACGCAGACGGCCCAGCUGCUGCUGCCGCUGUCCAUCCCGGGCUCCAGUGUCACCUCAGUGCAGCUCCCCGUAGGCAGCCUCAAACUCCAGACUCCAGCACAAGCAGGAAUCCAGACUCAGCCUCAGACAGCAACUGCCACCCUGUCCUCAGGCUUAGCCCAGACUGUACCUCAGAAGCAAGACACUUUCACGCCGCAUGUACUCAGUCAGCCUCAGCAAGUUAGAAAGGUCUUCACAACCUCGGCAUCGAACACCGUUCUCCCCUACCCGAGAGCACCCGCUCCAGCAGUCCAGCAGCCCUUUGUCAGUAAGACGCCCACCAGCGUUCUGCAGUCCAGAAGUGCCCCACGUGCCUCCCUGCAGAACGGACCUACCACUUCCAGUAAGCCUGGCUCGCCCCCACCACCCCAGCAGUGUGUCGUCCAGCACUCCCUGUUUGGGAGCCCGGUCCCCAAGACGAAAGACCCUCCCCGCUACGAGGAGGCCAUCAAGCAGACGCGCAGCGCCCAGUCCUCCCUUCCAGAGAUUUCCAAUGCACACAGCCAGCAGAUGGACGACCUCUUUGAUAUCCUCAUUAAGAGUGGAGAGAUUUCCCUCCCUAUCAAAGAGGAGCCUUCGCCUAUUUCCAAAAUGAGACCAGUGACAGCCAGCAUCACCACAAUGCCAGUCAACACAGUGGUGUCCCGGCCACCACCCCAAGUCCAGAUGGCACCACCCAUCUCCUUAGAACCCAUGAGCAGUUUAUCUGCCAGCUUAGAGAACCAGCUGGAAGCGUUCUUGGAUGGCACUUUACCCUCGGCCAACGAAAUUACUCCACUACAAAGCAGCAGUGACGACAGGGAGCCCUUCUCUCUGAUCGAGGACCUCCAGAACGAUCUGCUGAGUCACUCGAGCGUGCUGGACCACUCACACUCCCCCAUGGAGACUUCCGAGGCCCAGUUUGCUGCCAGCACCCCAUGUCUGUCACUUGACCUUUCGGACUCAAACUUGGACAACAUGGAGUGGCUGGACAUUACCAUGCCUAACACGUCAGGACUCACUCCCCUCAGCACGCCCGCUCCCAGCAUGUUCUCCGCUGACUUUCUAGAUCCACAGGACCUGCCCUUGCCGUGGGACUAACAUCAGAUUGUCCUUCGAGUCCAUGACGUUUAAGAAGAUGAAGAUCAUUCUCAAAGGUCAGAUUUUAGAGACAGAUCCAUAGUUGCAUUGUUGCAAUUACAAUAUGUUGUCACGGAAAGAAGGGAUAGAUGGUCACAGCCUGGAAACCGAGUGUGAAAACAUUUCACUGCACUGAGCAGUGAAUUUCUACAACUUAACAUAGCACAGGGCCUUCUGAAAAACCACUGGUCAAAGAAGACUCACCUGUUUCUCCAGACUUGGGCAAAGAAUGAAUAAAGACAGAAGAGGGACGUGUGCAGGAGCGUGACACGAGGAUGCUCCGGUCAUCAACUGAACUACACUUACGCCUCUGCGGUCACCUUAAGACGCCACCUACAAGGCAGACAGCUGCACUCCCUACAGAGUGCCCGUGGCGGGAGGUGAGCGGCCCCUGCAUGCGGUGUGUCCUAGAACAGGCCGGAGCCGGGCCCCAGGCGGCAGAGGCCGUGGAGGGCGCCCGCCCGCCCGUUCCCAGACAGCUUGCAGCUGCAGACUUCUGCCUCCGUUCGGAAACCAACAUCGUUUUCCUGUGUCGUAGUCUGUGAUUUGGGGAAUCUUACCGUAGCUUCCCACAUUUAAAUUGAAGUGGAAGAUCUUUCACUGUCACCUGAUGUCUCCAAAAUACUGUCCUAAGCCAUCCACUGUACAAAGUCCACGUAUACUGGUAACACUGAAAAUUCUAUUAGCGAUCCUCGGGGUUGAUUAGAUGGAUUUUAAUGUGUAUAUUAGACAUUUGUAUGUACACUCUGACAUUGUGGUAUGUACAGCCUACAUUGGGGUAAGGAAUUGGGUAUCCAGUGGUCCUACUUGUUUUAGUAACUCAACUAUUUCUAGAGUACUUGAGCCAUGUGUAUUUCCAUAUUUAAAGAAAUGCCGACUGAUUUCAGGUAACCAGACCCAUCUCAAAGAACCAAGGAAGGCUUUAGUGUAAAAUACCCUUCUGAGCUGUUGAGUUGCAAAGAGAGGGCAGAGGAGAAGUGUGCCAGGAGCCCCGAAUGUUCCUUGCAGGGGCUCCGGGUGAGAAUCUCAGCGGGCUGGCUGCCGGGCCCCAGCUCUGGCCGCCUCUUCUCAGCCGUUUUCCCAGACGGUCAUUUUUCAGGCUUGUAACUGGAUGAUAUACCCGAGCUCUCACUAGA
This is a messenger RNA of Neomonachus schauinslandi (Hawaiian monk seal), 4562 nucleotides long. RefSeq names its product myocardin related transcription factor B (gene MRTFB). The transcript has 17 exons. Lineage: Eukaryota; Metazoa; Chordata; Mammalia; Carnivora; Phocidae. The record is from RefSeq and is a predicted model, not a curated record. The coding region runs from base 142 to 3387 and encodes 1081 amino acids. Gene Ontology annotation, biological process: smooth muscle cell differentiation.